Molecule: messenger RNA, 5655 nt
Organism: Fukomys damarensis (Damara mole-rat)
Lineage: Eukaryota; Metazoa; Chordata; Mammalia; Rodentia; Bathyergidae
Gene: Nme9
Product: NME/NM23 family member 9
Exons: 12
Coding region: 218-1246 (342 amino acids)
Biological process (GO): GTP biosynthetic process; CTP biosynthetic process; UTP biosynthetic process
Molecular function (GO): nucleoside diphosphate kinase activity
Source: RefSeq, a predicted model, not a curated record
UCGCUCCUGCCGGUAGCUGGCUCGGAGCCUCAGCUAGCGGAUGCGUGAGGUCCCGAGUGGGCGUGUCCUCCGUGUCCUCAGACACGCUGGGUUGUCAGGGCAACCGUGACCAGUGCUACAGAGUCGGUUGGAGACGCCGCUUGCACCAAGGAUUGUGGCCCAGUCGGGAGUCAAUCGCAGUGGCCGUUCCCCGGUAGGACCUGGAAACAGUAGAGCCAUGGGAAGUAAGAAGAAGGAGAUUGCCCUGCAGGUCAAUAUCAGCACUCAGGAGCUUUGGGAAGAAAUGCUCAGUUCCAAAGGACUAACUGUUGUUGAUGUCUACCAAGGCUGGUGUGGCCCCUGCAAACCUGUGGUGAGCCUCUUCCAGAAGAUGAGGAUCGAAUUUGGCCUGGACCUUCUACAUUUUGCAUCAGCAGAGGCAGACUGUCUUGAUGUCCUUGAAAAAUACCGAGGGAAGUGUGAGCCCACCUUUCUGUUUUACGCAGGAGGAGAGUUGGUGGCUGUAGUUAAGGGUGCAAAUGCCCCUUUGCUGCAGAAGACCAUCCUGGAUCAGCUGGAGGCUGAAAAGAAGGUGCUGGCUGAAGGCAGGGAGCGAAAAGUGGUUAAAGAUGAGUCUCUUUCUGAUGAAGAGGAAUGCUUGUCUCAUGAAAAGGAUGAUGGUGAAGAUGAGGACGUGGUGUCAUCAGAGAAGACCUGUACCUUGGCCAUCAUUAAACCAGAUGCAGUAGUCCAUGGAAAGACUGAUGAGAUUAUUGUGAAGAUCCAGGAAGCUGGGUUUGACAUUUUAACACAUGAAGAGAGAACUAUGACAGAGGCAGAAAUGCAACUUUUUUACCAACACAGAGCUGGAAAGGAGGUCUUUGAAAAGAUGGUGCAUCACAUGUGCAGUGGGCCGAGCCAUCUUCUGAUCCUCACCAGAGCAGAGGACACCAAGGAUGUGGUUACUGCCUGGCGAGACCUCAUGGGACCCUGUGAUCCCAAUGUGGCUAGAAGGGAGCAGCCUGAAAGUCUUCGGGCUCAGUAUGGCACAGAAAUGCCCUUUAAUGCUGUCCAUGGAAGCCGAGACAGAGAAGAUGCCAACAGAGAGCUGGCCUUGCUUUUUCCCAGUUUUAAAUUUUCAGAGGAAGAUAUUGAAGCCUUUCAGGGUGAGGUGGAAGGGCUGGAAGAUGAGAUGAACAUCCAGGGAAAACUCAAAGGAUGUGAGGGUUGGAUCUUUGGAAGGCCACAUACACAUCUGAAAUGGUAAUAACCUAUGUAUGUCUGGCUGGGUCUUAACUGAUAUAUUUGCCUGUUUGCUAAGAUCUAAAGUCCAACCUUGUCAGAAUUAAGUGGACAGAGGGCAAGAUAAGGUGGGCAGGAGCUGGUAUGUACUGACCCUUGUUGAAUCUUGCUGUUGCCUUGUGAGGUAAUUUUUCCCACUGCCAUCUGAGAAAGAAGGUGAGUGAACUAGACCUUAGGGAGUCAGGAAGUCCUAGGAAGUGUGGCUCAGGAAGACACAAAUUCAUCCUAGUGCAUGUGGUCUUCAGUCAUCCCUACCGGAACCAACUAUCUUAUCUUAGAUCUGUGCUCAUGAUGCAUUUCCUUUGUUCCCAGGGUCACAGGAGGCACACCGAUGUAACUCUGUGUUAGGCAAGUGAGGAGUAGGAGGGUGAACUAGCUGGGAAGUACCAGCAUAAGUGUUGGGAGAUCUGGAGCCUCUGGCCUCAGGUGAUAAUGAACAAAGGGGAAGUGGUCUGAGCCCAGAUGGCACCUCAGGAAUAAGCGGCCACACAGCCAACAAGCUUUGCUUUGAAGCAGCGUCACUGGGGUCUUGAUGUGGCAUACCUUCUGUUUUGGGGAGCAAAUGUAUUUUCACUUACCUAGCACUUUUCCUGCCAAGGAAAAGGCCCUGAGGGCAGGGGACACAAACAUUGUAGACAGUGCCAGGCAAUCCUGGCUCCAGUACUCAGCUAAAUGGCUUCUGGAAAGUUACUUACCUUUUCUGAGCCUCAGUUUCUUCAUCGGUGAAAUGGAAAUAAUGACAGACCCACUUAAACCCUAAACUAAAUCCAUAACAAUCAUCUUCCUCAUAGAUCUGUUGUGAAGAUAAAAGGAGACAAGACGUAAAGCCUUUAGCCUGGUGGCACAAGUGCUCAACAAAUGUUUUUGAUUCUCCUAAUUCUCUAAGUCCUAGUCCCGAACACUCACAUAUGCUGUCCAUCCCAGCCUGUCCCCCAGCUUGGUCCUCAGUGAUAGUUGGCUCUUCCUUUUCCUGCUCCUUUGUGGAUGGCGGGUGGGGCAGGACUGGCCAUCUGUGUUUCAGAAGUCCAGCAAAACAUGUCAUCCCACAGGUACUGAGGCUGAAGGAGCAGCAGGCCCCACAGAGGCGCACUGCAUCCCUGAGGACAUGAACUGAGAUGCUGUACUGAGGGCAAGGCCCCAAGGCCGUGAUAUGAAAUGUCUGAGCACUCGGGUCUGCAUGAAGAAACAUCACAAUAGGAACUUUUUGUGCACCAGUGCCUUCUUGGUUUGGCUAUCUUUGUGGACAAUGAAAAUAACAGUACAUACUUUCUUGCCUUAAGCAGUACAUAAAAUAUAAAAUGUUUUUUCCUGGAUUUUAUAAAAUAUGCAUGAGUUACUGUACUCUGCUGAAACAUGGCAUCACUUCAGGGGAUACUGAGCCACACAGAGCAAUGUCUCCCCAACAGUAAACCUACACUGAUACUAAAUUUUAGAUGCUAACUUGGUAACCAUGAACUCAAAGAGUUCAACAAGAUGGGCUAUGACAAUGCCAGCACACUGAUGUGGGGCCAGGUAUAAACCAGCAUUCAGAACAGCCACUGAAACACUUCCAGAACUGAUGUGUCCAUCUGUGGCUCUCUAUGAAUAAGGGCAUGUUCAAAAAGCAACAGAAAGUUAUAUAUGGCGCCAGGGCUCAUCUAAUUUUUGACACUUCCUCCACACUUCUUUGGCUCAGGCCUAAUUUCAGACCUGAGAGCUCUGAGCAGAGCCAGGCUGUCUCCAACUUCCAUCAAUUGACUGCCUUUGCCAGCCUUCAGAGGCACUUCCUUUGAGGGGUACAGUACAAGUAACCAGGAAGUCCUGGUAAUAUUACCACGCCCUGCCACUCUUGCCAAUUUGCUCCAGCUUAUUGUAAGGUCACCAAUCCCAGACCUACCCUAUCCUCUCUGAGGACAAGUCUGUGUUCUUCCACACACUGAGGGAAAUGCCAGCAACCUGCUGUCAUUUUCUGAUUUUCUCAAGCGCACUCCUAGGACUUAAGCUGCUUCAAAUGGGCAGAGUGCUACCAGAAGACAGCCUGCUAUGGAGACACUACAUUUUCUCGUCUGAGACAGAGGAUAGACCCUAUGUUUAAGGUCAUCGUUAUUUUUUUGUGACCUUCUGUUGCCUCUGGAUGGAGAUGCCAUAUCCAUAGUGCUUAUCAUGAUCUGUGCAGGGCCCUGCAUGAAAUGUGUUUAUCAGAACUGUUGGGAAGCAGGACCCACUGUUCUAGAACCCCAAGCCCACAGCUCAACUCUUUCCUUGUGUGUGAGCUCAAGAGGGGCAUUCGCUUGAUCUGUGCCCCUGUGAGCUGGCAACCUACUUUGAGGAGCACAACAGCUUUACACCCAGCCUUCCAUAUCACAUGUAGCUCUGAAGGAGUUAUCUGGAGGGGAUGCACUCCGCUGAUAGCUACUAUUAUCUCCCUAGCCAGGAAGCUAAGGAUCUUCCAUCAUGGUGAGAUGAGAUGGAGCGACCAAACUUCCAAAAGCAGAAGAGGGGAACUGAGCUGAGGGUGUUAUUCAUGGAUCUUUAAACCUUUCCAGAAGUAGCUAAGAGGGUCAGGGCUAGGCAGGGGGGAAGCUGAAGAACUAGGUAACAAGGCCAGAGUGGGAGGAAUGGUGACCUACCCCUUCUAUUACUCAGGUUGCUCAGGGGUGCUGUGGAUUAGCACUGCAGGUUGUCUCCCAAAAGUUAAUGGCAUAAGAAGUGAGGGGAUGGGUGGGAUCUCCUGAGAGGGGCUUAAGGCCAGCUCACUCUCAGAAGAUUGUACUCCUGGCGGAGACUGUGGGCCUGGCUUCUCAAAUAGAAGCUGCUUGAGGAUGGGCCUGUUUGAGCUGUAAGGCCUGUCAGCUCCUCAAGGUCAGUUGCCUGAUGGGAGGAGGGCAGGCCACCUGUCCCAUGAAGUCAAGGAGGGUGGCUUCACUCUAAGGGCCGGUUUUGGUUGUGCCCUCAGUGAGAAGGCUGAUGGCCUGGAAGUCAAUACCAAAGGGCCUUUGGGGGUUCUCUGAGCUUUCCCAGGCCAAGUCCUGGACCAAAACUAUCAUGUGAGAAACAAACAUGGGCUCAGUAUUCAGGGAAGGUCAGCAGUGCAAGGUACAGGAUGGGGCAGUACCAGUCUCCAUCCCCAGUGGCAAAGUGCCAGGAUCCCUUCCACAAGAACCUGGGAGGGUGUGACCCUUUCUUCUCCUUGCUCAGUACUUAACUAUGAAAAUGGGGGCCUGCCUGGGCUUCCUCCUCUCAGAGCUUCUUUCUACUAGAACUUCCUUCCUCACCAACCACCUCAUUGUCCUCCCCAUCCCAUGCCUUGUGGCAUGUAUCUUUGGGUUUCUGUUUCCAGUGAGGGCUUACGUUGGGAGGUGCUGUGCACAUUUCACAGACAGAAAAAAAGGCAACACACAGUGAUCGAGAGCAGCUGUGUCUGCAGAGGGAUGGUGACAGCUUGUGCAUGGUGCAGGUGGGCCUCUGCCAAACUCUGGCCUGAGUCCAGCAGGUGGUGGCAGUGGACGUAUGGAAUACCUAAGGAGAGGAGGAAGGGGUAGAUACAACAUUGUAGGGCAAAGGGCUGUGGUUUGGUGGUUGGGAGUAGCCAUUUAUCAAAGGUCUGCUGUCUUCAGGAGGCCAGAGAGAGUGGGUCUUCAGACUGUUGCAGGUGUCUCUGCCCCAAGGCAGUGGCUUGCAGUCAGAAGUGCAAGGCCACUUCUCAAUCCUUCAUUCACAAAGAAUCACAGAUUCCAAAAGGCAGUACACACUAUCUUCUAGUUUCCGAAUGUUCCAGACAUUUGGAGAACAGACUCCUUUUAGAAGCUGCCAUGAUUUUUCUUGGCUUUUAUUAGCAUGAGUUAAAAUCAUAUUAUCCAAACACUAAAAGAAGAACAUGUACUGUUCUGAAUAAAGUGCUUAAGGAAAAAAAUGCAACUUAUUAAAUUGGACAUUCUUUUCUAGUUCAUAAAUUUUGGGUUACAAUCAGAGCACAAAAGGAGAACAGAAUGCAGUAUUAGAGCAAGAAGCUUAGCUAAGAACCUGGGCAGUAGACACAAGACCAUGUCCCCUUCUUCCUACUUCCUUGCAGACUGAACACUGCACCUGUGUAAAGCAGCAAACAGCUUUGUUUUAAUAAAUACAUUUCCUUUCAUUCAUUCAAAUCAAAAAAGUUAAUUAUCAUAAAGCACUUUUUAUUUGCCCACUGUUUUUAGUUACAGGCAAGAUUUAUCCAGAGUUGAAGUGUGAACAUGUUAUUUCUUUGGAUUUUCGGCUUUCUAAUACUAUUUAUGUUCAAGAUUGUCUCAGCAUUCAUUAUUGGUUUCAUUAUAUUUACCUGGUACUCUUCAACACCAACAUUAGAGUGUUUUGUGUUACAAAUGCCAACCAAGAAUAUUUUCUGCUUACUAGAAA